GUAUUUGGCGGUGACCUCUUUGAUCGCGGCAACGGCGACCUGAGGCUGGCCAGGGAGCUUGUUCGCCUCAAGAAGAGGCACCCUGAACGAGUCUUCCUGAUCAUGGGAAACCGGGACAUCAACAAGAUGCGCCUUACCGCGGAGCUGGAGGCCGACGAGGUCCGCCGGGGCAAGAAUGCUGCCUACCCCGCUUGGUGGGAUGCAAAUGCCACCACCUUGACAGAUUUCCUGGAGAAGAAGCAGCUUCCAGAUACCCGGGUCAAUCGAUUGAAGUGGAUCUUGCAGUGUACCAUGGGCUCACCCAAAGCUUUUGCACUCCGAAGGGAGGAGUUGGCCCAUUUGGAGCACAAGGCCGUCUCUGACAUUUCUGAUGAGGAGGUGCUGAAUAGUUUUGAUCGUUCUGUUGAAGAGGAUGGCGAAGUGACCAGCUACCUCCAAAAUGCCCAGAUCGGCGUGAUCAUUGGCGACACACUUUUUGUGCAUGGAGCUGUAGAGCGGCAGGCCUUGGGGUUUGUACCCAGCCCUACGCUCCGGUACAUCAGAAACAGCCCCGAAGACGUGCGCGGCAAGGGAAGCCGCUGUGACCUCCCCCUGCGCGAGUGGAUUGAGGGAUUGAACACCUUUGCUGCCGACCAGGUUGACACCUGGCAACUGAGCCCCGACUGGCAAGGGAACGGGGAGCGAGUUCGAGGAGGGGAAGCGCUCAUGGCGUAUCAAAGCCGACCGGCCAUGGCCCUGCACACAGUGGUGGUGACGUGCUACGUGGAUGGCCACAGCAUGCCAGCCCGGAAGGCCAUCGAUAAGGAUAAGUUCGAGGGCUACCAGAAGUGCUCGGACCCCUUGAGCCCUGAGGUCGUGAAGUAUCUGCUGGAAGGUGGGGUUCGUCGGAUCGUUGUGGGGCACAAGCCAAGUGGCGCAGCUCCUGCAGUUCUUCGAACAUCUGGUCCGGAUGGCUUGGGCUACGAGGUCGUUUCUGGAGAUACCAACUACGCCAGCCCAAAAGGCCCCUGCCUACGGGGCGGCUCAUGGUGUGAAGUGCGCAUCUCGCUAAAUCCGUCCGAUGGCACCAGCCGCACGAGGCUGCAUGGAAAGCUGCCAGAUGACUCUGGCGAAUACGACUUUUGUCUGCCGGCCCUGGGAACACCAGUGAAGAGCGAUGAUGAGGGAGAUCAGCUUAUUGGCCACGAAACGACUGAAGGCUGGUGGGUGCGAGUUCGGCUUCUUACAUCUGAUGGAUCCCGCCGCUACCUCCUGUCCAAGGGCAAAGGGCGCAAGGCCGAUUACAUCAUGAAGGAUGCCACGGAGAUUGAAGUCUGCUCAGCCAGAUGCAAAGACCAAGCAGCGAAGGCCCUCUGGUCACUCAUCGCGCGUUUUCCCAUGGCUCUGCUUCGCGGAGUUCGUUUCGGCGAUUGUCCCUUAGUACGUCGAGUCACCUCCAGCGAGGAGGACGAGGAUGACUCAGUCUCGAAUGUUGCCGUCUCUUGGCAAUCGAUAGGCUGGAUCACAGACAACCUUCCUCACUGGCACUUCACCUUCGGCAUCUCGGCAGAUGACUUCUACACGUGGAAGGACUCGCUGAGCAAGGAUGAACAGGCCCUCCUCCUGAAGCAGGCUCAGAACGAGUUCAGCAAGAAGUUCCGCAAGAGCGACGAGUUCACCCAGGACCUCCCUGAGGAGAAAAUCCAGUCGUUCGCGAAGGUGCUGAAGAAGUUCUUCGACAACGAGAAGGAUGAUUACAAGAAGGAGGCGGACCAGAGGGUUCCCGACUAUGACGCUUUGAAGAACAAGGCGGCGCUCGUCUCGUACGACUUCGGCCUGAAGCGACGCGUUGUGGAGAUCGACCGCGAUGCCGACCGCCGCUGGAUGUACGCGUCCAUGAAGCUGCGAAAGGACGAGGAAGCAGGCAAGGAGGCCAUCAACAGCGCACCCAAGGAGGAUGCCUACAAGUUUUCGGAGGACACCGUGGCGCAGGUCCACAAGUUCCUUUCCGAGGCCAACAGCGCCUCCAGCGCACCGGCCGAUACCAAGGCUGCCAUCGACAAGGUUCUGAAGGAGACCCCGGCCGAUAAGGAGCUGUCAGUGAGGUUCCCCCGAAUCAUGCAUGAGCAUAUCUACAAGAAGGUCAGCGACCUGCAGAAGGAAAUCGCGGAGUUCGGAGCAAAUCAUUCCGAGGCCGAAACCAAGGAGUUUAAGACCAGGACCGCCCCAGAGGAGCUCCUGAAGUACAUGGAGGAGCUCUUGCCACCUUACUGGGAGGCCAGGGAGGCCAACGAGAAGAAGGUCGAGAAUCUCAAGGCAUUCUUCCGCUCUCAGAAGGCCAGCGCCGGCAAGACCAAGGCCGAUGUCGUGAAGGAGAUCUUCAAGGUGAUGUCAGCGCACUCCGACACUCCUUUGCCGCCUCUGGACGAGGAGAUGCUGGCUGACUUGUCCAAGAUCCCGGCCCAGCUCGAGGGUGAGUUCAAGCACAACUGGGGCACCGCGGAGAAGCUUUACAAGUCCGAGGCCAUUGAUUCCUUCGGCAACAAGUACCUCCUGGGCGUUUUCGAGACCAAGGGGGAGGCUGAGAAGGCCUUCGAUGAGUGGAACAAGGAGUACGACCAGGCUGGUGCCGAUGUCAAGGAGUCCCUGAGUGGCUGGGCAAAGCAACAGGAGGCGAAUCUGGCAGAGGACCAGGAUGCGGUGGACCGCAUGCGCAAGGCACUUGAGGAGGCACGCCGCUGA
Messenger RNA from Symbiodinium pilosum, 2721 nucleotides. Lineage: Eukaryota; Dinophyceae; Suessiales; Symbiodiniaceae. The record is from the annotation of a GenBank genome assembly.